Molecule: messenger RNA, 1212 nt
Organism: Desarmillaria tabescens
Lineage: Eukaryota; Fungi; Basidiomycota; Agaricomycetes; Agaricales; Physalacriaceae
Exons: 14
Coding region: 1-1212 (403 amino acids)
Source: RefSeq, a predicted model, not a curated record
AUGAGCAGGACUAAAAAAGGUCGGGCUCCUGGUGCCAAGAGGUAUUCUGAAGAUGAGUCCAUGGCAAUGCUCCAGCUUGUGUUAGAUGCUGUGCCACUAGAUACCAAAUUGCUAAGAGCAAAAUAUGAUGCUCUCCUGAAAUUGGCACACAACAAACCUACUGGUGAUGCACAGUGGCCCACAGUACUCGAACUUGCACUCAAAGUUCAUGAUGCUAUCACAGAAGCACAAGCUAGAAGUCCCAAGAUCAUUGAAAUUGAUGGCUCCGAUGAGGAUAUCACAGCUCCACAAGUUCCCAUUGGAUUGCUCAAAGGUAGCAAGGUGUCAAAAAGCGGUACAGUGUUGACAAAAGCCUAUUGUGUCGAGAAUCCCUUGGCAGGAGCAAAAUCGUGUGCAGCAGGAGACAAGGCUGAGAAUGAGCUGAGAAUGUACCAGAUCCUGAAUGGGAGUGAAAAAGACCAGCGCCGCAACCAUUCAGUCCACCAUGCUCAUCACUGUUCUUCUUCUCCAUCUUCCAAUCACAAUUCAAACCACUUCAAGGCAGCACAAUGGCAUAAUGUCCCAACUGAACCCACAGCCUUAGAGACCUUGGCAUUCACAGCAGCAGCAGCCCCUGCUGAAGGCUCUAGCACUAUUGGCCAUUCUCUCAUGCUCAGUCUUACACCACGUAAAGUAGCAAUAAUAAAACCCGAUCACGUUGAUGAAUCUCUCCAAACAUCACCUCACCAAGGUCUUGAAGUAUACCUUCCAAAUUUCAUUAAGACCAACACAGUUGGACAGCAGCUGCUGGUCGAAACGGAGAUACUCUUGCUGAGCAUGCAGUUCUGCAGGGAUUCCUUCACCACCCUUCAUCAGUGCAUGAAUUUUGCCAGCAAUCAAUGCUGUUCCUCAUGGAAAUGCUGUGCAUUCAAAAAUCAGGCAGGCCACAUGAGCAUCAUGCCAACUCCCCAGGGCAUUAAGAGCCACAUCUAUUAUAACACCUGCAUGCAUAGAUCAAAGAUCAGUGUGUGCAUUGGUGACCAAGAUACGCAGAUGUCGCAUUUUCAAUUUAAGGAUCCUCAGCCUCCUGCACUGGAAGUGACAACCCAUCAAUGCUCCCAAACACGCCCUCAAUUCAUGGUAGAUGGAUGGCUGCUUCCUUCAUCUUUCGCAGUCUGGCCAAAAGUAUGGUUUUUGAGAAUGCAAGGUAUCACGAGACAGUGGAAAGGAUGA